GGCGGUAACGCUGGAGGAGAGCGGGAGGCAGGGGAGGCUUGGACAAUCGACAAUCGCUUCUGCCAAAAAUAUCCCCUGAUUUACCUCCAAUAUUUGCGUGAUUGUGUUUUUUUAAAACACUAUACUGCGUGCGAUAUUAUGACUGUAGUUGACCCAAACGCCAUCUAGCAGAAUAAAGCAGGAGGAAGACCCGUGCGUAACACGGCCGCACCACACCAGCAUCUUCCACCAGACUGUCAUAAGUGCACUGUGCAGCCUACGCGACAGAAUCUUCUUUACCGCCCAGUAGGAUGAGUGGAGAGGAGCAGAACCCAGCUGCCGUGCCGCUCCCUGUUCAGGACGUGCAAGGAGAUGGCCGCUGGAUGUCCCAGCACAAUCGCUUUGUACAGGAGUGCAAGGAUGCCGAACCAGACGUACUGUUUAUUGGAGACUCUAUGAUUCAGCUCAUGCAACAUAAUGAGGUGUGGCGGGAACUCUUCUCCCCGUUGCACGCUCUCAAUUUUGGUAUUGGAGGAGACACCACCUGCAAUGUGUUAUGGAGACUGCAGAAUGGAGAACUAGACAACAUCAGACCUCGGGUGGUCGUGGUCUGGGUAGGAACGAAUAAUCACGACCACGAUGCGGAACAAGUCGCAGGAGGGAUACUGACCAUCACCCAGUAUUUGCGUUCAUGCCUGCCCAGGUCUAAAGUCAUUGUCUUGGGCCUGCUGCCACGGGGUGAGCGUCCCAACCCCCUGCGGGAGAAGAACUCGUCAGUGAACAGUCUGCUUCGCUCGGCGCUGGACCGCGUGGGGCCCGUCCAGUUCCUGGACAUGAGUGCGGCCUUCCUGCACUCGGACGGCACCAUCGCGCCCAGGGACAUGUUCGACUACCUGCACCUGACCGCCAGCGGCUACAGCAAGUUCUCCACGCCCCUGCACGAGCUGCUGCUGCAGCUAUUGGAAGAGACCCCCCAGGAGAGGCGGGCCUCUUUGGUCUAAAUGGGGGAGGGAUUGGUUAGGGCUGGGCUUGGGAUUGAACAGGCUUGGCUGA
Molecule: messenger RNA, 1032 nt
Organism: Engraulis encrasicolus (European anchovy)
Lineage: Eukaryota; Metazoa; Chordata; Actinopteri; Clupeiformes; Engraulidae
Gene: pafah1b2
Product: platelet-activating factor acetylhydrolase 1b, catalytic subunit 2
Exons: 6
Coding region: 291-980 (229 amino acids)
Source: RefSeq, a predicted model, not a curated record